ACCCGAAUCGAGAGAGCGGCGGAAAUCAAGCCAACUCUCCGCCCUAGUUUCAAGACUUCUUGAACCGCUAAUUUACUUCCGGUGGCACGUCGUGUCAUCAACUCGUAACAUUUUAACUUGAUCAGAUUAAUUUCAGUCCUCUUGGCGCAGGGGUUGGAGAUAACCAAAAUACAUCGACACAAGUAAGCUGUGAUCAGAAGUUCGAUAGCAGUAUUUUAGUGCUUGACAUGCAAAAUUUAUUUGGCUGAGUACGUAAAAACAGCGAGGACCUUGGCGCGGAGCAUAGUGAGGGUAUUGUGAGGAUGAAGAGAUUUUGCUUGGGAUUUGUUCAGACCACUAAGGUAUCCAGAAGAAAAUUUACCUGGAAAUCAACUGGAGGCCAAGUGAUACAAAGAUACUCAAAGUCAACCACAUCAUUUUCCUCCACCCAUGAAUACAUCAUCAUUGGUGCGGGAUCAGCUGGGUGUGUUCUGGCCAAUCGACUGUCAGCCAAUCCAGAUUUAAGAGUACUCCUUCUCGAAGCUGGACCAUCAGAUAACACAUGGAAAAUCCAGAUGCCAGCAGCUAUGUCAUAUAACCUAGAAAAUGACAACCACAAUUGGUUCUAUACCUCAGAGCCUCAGAAAUAUUUAAAAAAUAGGACUAUUUACCAUCCAAGAGGUCGUGUGGUAGGCGGGUCCUCUUCAAUAAACGCAAUGAUUUUUGCCCGAGGACAUGCAUUUGAUUUCGAUAGAUGGGACAGGGAAGGUGCCACAGGAUGGUCCUAUGCAGACUGUCUGCCGUACUUCAAGAUGUCAGAAAGCUACGAACGUGGUGCUAGUCAAUAUCGUGGAGGAAGUGGGCCAAUGCGGGUGUAUCGUGGGACACAUUUCAACCCUCUCCACCAGGUCUUCAUCGCUGCGGGUGUAGAAGCCGGUUAUCCAUUCACAGAUGACUUCAACGGCUUUCAACAGGAAGGGGUGGGCUCGCUGGAUCGCACUAUACACGAAGGAAAGAGAUGGAGUGCCGCAGCCGCUUAUCUGAAGCCAGCUCUUCUACGGAAUAACUUGACGACCAGAACUGGAGCGCUGGCAAACAGAGUGCUAUUUGAAAACGAUAAAGCCAUAGGGGUAGAAUAUCGUGUUGGGGAUUCAGUGAAACGGGCACGCGCUUCUAAAGAAGUCAUUCUGUCUGGUGGAGUCAUGAAUUCUCCGCAGCUGCUUAUGCUGUCUGGGAUUGGGGAUGAAACAGAGUUGAGGUCGCUCGGAAUACCUAUGGUGGCAAAGUUACCUGGGGUGGGAAAAAAUCUGCAAGAUCAUGUGCAAGUGUAUGUCCAAUAUGAAAGCCUUAAGCCAGUGACGUUGAGCAGUACGUUUAAAGUGCACAACAAGGUGCGAGCAGGCCUAAACUGGUUUUUAUUCAAGAAUGGAGUGUGUGCCUCCAACCAUUUUGAAAGUGGAGGGUUCGUUAAAAGUGAUUCAAGCGUGUCACACCCCGAUAUACAGAUGCAGUUUGUUCCUACUGCGAUGAAAGAGGCGGGCAGCUCUGAGAUUAUUCAACAUGGAUACCAGGUAUGUGCUGAGAUACUUAGACCCAGCAGCCGGGGCUUCGUGAAACUUCGAUCACGUGAUCCACUCGCCCAUCCUGUCAUUCAACCAAACUAUCUGUCACGUGACGGUGAUCGUCGCUUAAUGAGGACCUGUGUACAAGUUGCACGUCAUGUACUCAACCAGAAGGCUUUUGAACCUUAUAGAGGAAAACCGAUAAAACCAGCAAAGACUUGCGAAACCGACGAGGAAAUAGACGCUUUCGUUCAAGGAUACGCUAAGACUGAUUACCAUCCCUGUGGAACGUGCAAGAUGGGAGCCGAAGAUGACCCGAUGGCUGUCGUUGACACGCAAACACGUGUCUUCGGAGUCGACAAUCUUCGGGUCGUGGAUGCGUCUUUAAUCCCCAGUAUAGUCAGCGGUAAUCUUAAUGCUUCUACGCUCAUGAUAGCGGAAAAGGCCGCAGAUUGUAUUUUGGGGAAGUCGCCGUUGCCGAAGGAACACGUUCCAGUAUAUAGCACGUCAUAACCAUUAGCUGUUGUUACGGAACUCUGGUUAGAGAUGUGAUUUAUGAACAUGUGCUGAUCUCGUUUCUGCCAUCAUUUGAGCCAACGCCACAAUUCGAAGGCUUUAGCCAGUUCCAACAUUUUUAGUUCGUGCAGAAACUUCUAUAUCGUCCUUUUAAUUAAUUUUUUUUAUUUGUGCAGGUUGUGAUCAUGCGGAGAUAUCGGAUUCAUUGAUUUACUCAAGCCUCCGCUUAAAACAAGGCUGAGAGCAAAACAGAUUUUAAAAUUAUAAUGCAAUAAAAAGCCAUAUUCACAAGAAAAUAUUUACACGUGGCCUCGUUUUGAAACUGAGGCCGUCUAGGACUCGGAAUUUUCCCCGCAGUUAAAUUAUAAUCUGAAAUAAUCUACCUUAGAUUUCUUCUCGAGAGCAGAAUUGUUCGGCUAUUUUGGAGUCUCAAAUACGGAUUCCAAUGAAUUUCAAUCCUUUUACUUACGAAAUCUUUAAGUUAUAAUCCAAAAACCGAACUUCGUCCCUUUUACUUGUAUUCUUUGUUUAAAAUUGAACCUUUCCUUUAAUGGCAGUUCUGAUGAGGAUUCGAGGCAAGGUAUAGUCAAUGAAUUUUUGUCUUUAACAUCUGAUAAUAAGUGAGGUAUUAUUCGUGCAUUCUGAAAAUACACUUAUUUUAGAAUUUGAACAGCUUUUCCCAUAAAAGUUAAAAAAAUGGUGACAAUGAUAAUUUUGACAAUAAGGAUGAUGGUAAUGGUAACUACAAUUUAAC
Molecule: messenger RNA, 2811 nt
Organism: Stylophora pistillata
Lineage: Eukaryota; Metazoa; Cnidaria; Anthozoa; Scleractinia; Pocilloporidae
Product: choline dehydrogenase, mitochondrial
Molecular function (GO): oxidoreductase activity, acting on CH-OH group of donors; flavin adenine dinucleotide binding
Source: RefSeq, a predicted model, not a curated record